Dunckerocampus dactyliophorus (ringed pipefish) is the source of this 2221-nucleotide messenger RNA. It is a transcript of the gene jazf1b, whose product is annotated as JAZF zinc finger 1b. The record is from RefSeq and is a predicted model, not a curated record. NCBI's taxonomy places the organism in Eukaryota, Metazoa, Chordata, Actinopteri, Syngnathiformes, Syngnathidae. The transcript is spliced from 5 exons. Gene Ontology annotation, cellular component: nucleus. Bases 99 to 830 code for a protein of 243 amino acids.
CCCCUUGCUUGCCGCUCCAGCUGUUCCCACCGCUGCGCUCCUUCUGCCGUCAGCCCGCUGGUGUGCUGUGCGCCCGCAUUACCGAUGCAGCAGCGACCAUGACAGGCAUCGCCGCUGCUUCUUUCUUCUCCAACGCUUGUAGGUUCGGCAGCUGCGGACUUCAUUUCGACUCUCUGGCCGAGCUCAUCGUGCACAUCGAGGAUAACCACAUCGACACAGAUCCCCGCCUUCUAGAGAAGCAGGAGCAGCAGCAGCCCACCUAUGUCGCCCUCAGCUACAUCAACAGGUUCAUGACGGAAGCUGCGAGGCGAGAGCAUGAGGCGCUGAAGAAGAAGAUGCUGCCCAAGUUGUCUCUCUCUCUGACGGGCAGCCUGUGUCGCACCAGCGUGUCCACUCCACCUCGCCACACCAGCGGAAACCUCACUCCUCCCGUCACACCUCCCAUCACCCCUUCCUCAUCCUUCCGCAGCAGUACGCCCACAGGUAGCGAGUGCGACGAAGAGGAUGUAGACUUUGAGGAGUCCGACAGCGACGAGUCGUGGACCACAGAGAGCGCCAUCAGCUCAGAAUCCAUCCUCAGCUCCAUGUGCAUGAACGGAGGGGACGAGAAGCCCUUCGCCUGUCCCGUCCCAGGCUGUAAAAAGAGAUACAAGAAUGUCAACGGGAUUAAAUAUCACGCCAAGAACGGCCACCGGACCCAGAUAAGGGUCCGCAAACCCUUCAAGUGCCGCUGCGGGAAGAGCUACAAGACAUCUCAGGGUCUCCGCCACCACACCAUUAACUUCCACCCGCCCAUCUCCACUGACAUCAUCCGCAAGAUGCAGCAGUAGGGAUGGAGGGAGGGAGGGAGCAGGCGAGCGCUCUUCCCAACAUCCACCAUCACCAGCAGCAGAUGCUGUUUCUUCUUCUGUUCACUUUGCUACACUGUGACACUAUUUCAUCAUUAUUUGCAUGCUUUAAAAUGGAUAGUAUUCUUUUGCGCUGAUGUUGAUUCUUAAAGUAGGUCACAGUUUUGCAGUUUGCACAUUCAAGCAUUGAAAAUGUAGAUUUUUUUUUUUUUUUUUUUGGACCUAUAGGUGCUUGUUGGCGAAAGAAAUCAUGUUAGUUUUUCCAUUCAAGCAUAAGAUACCAUCAUGAUGCCUUUGUCAGUGUACCAUGUGCCAAAUUGGACCCCCUUUGAAGGCCACAUUAGGUACACUUGCACAAUAAUGAAUGACAUCAACAUAUCAUUUGAAUGCAUUGCAGCUUGACACCGCUGAAAACCACAAGAAACAUUAGUACGUGUGCCUAAUAUUGUGGCCAUAUUUUUAUUUGUACAUCACCCAACUCAGGUGACGUUCGCAAGCAUUUCAGCAACAUGUUCUAAGUGUUCAAACCCACAUUGAUAUAAUUUUGCGUCAUUUUCACAAACACAUUCCUAAUACCGAAGUAGUUUUCUCCUCAUUACAUUGUAGUGCGGGAUUCAAGCACUUUUUUUCUCUCAACAAGUUGCCAACAAAUGAGCAUUUUUGCCAACCUCACAUUCCUGAUGUAUACAUAUUAUGUAAAUAUGCAGUAAAAGUAUACAAAAGCUACUGUUAAGUGGCACUUUGCAGAAUGUACAUCAAAAUUCCAGUGUUUCUAGUCUUGUGAUGUUUGUCCUCGCCUUGAAUUGUCAACCAUUCCAGAUCAUGACAGUGGAGGUAAACACGUGUUACAGCAGGGGUGUCCAAAGUACAACGUUUUUGGUCCUUCAGAAAAUGUAAUUAAGAUGUAUUAGAUAUUACGUUUCUUGGUCACAGAAAUGUGAAAAUGUGACUAUUUUGUUCAAAUAGCUUUGAAGAAUUUUCUGUAUGUGGCCCUCGGUGGGAGAAGUUUGGACACCCCUGCAUUAGAGGCUUGUGAAGCUGUUAUAAAAGCAAUUCUGGAGCUCUUUGUACAAGUUUUCAUUGUAAAAUGAAAAAGUGCUGACGUUGCCACCAAUCAUGUUUCAAAAUCUAUUUUUCACUGCAUGGCAUGGAUGUUUGCAUUUUAAUGGAGAGUUGUGACAGUAUUGUACUGCCAGAUGUCUUUUAAUAAUAGGUGUACAGUGAAUGUGUUACGCUUCAAGUGCAUUAAAUUAUAUUUUCAUAUGUUUCUGGAAGAAAAAAAAAACUUAUGUAAAGGAGGUAAAUACUGACUGGUGUUGUAUUUCCUCAAAAAAAAGCUGCUUCGUGUAAACUUUUGUUAUGUUUGGAAUAAA